ACAGGUAGAGUCACUCCAACACUGUGAGCGUUCAGCCAUUACUCGCGAUGGUGACUGCGGGAGACUUCACGUAAAAAAAAGAACACGCGAAAACAGUUUGGAUUCACGGAGCUCACCUUUGUGCUCAGGUGUUACAGUGAAAGGGCCUCAGCAUCCUGCAUCCCGCGCGUGUCUCACCCACGGAUCUUUCGCUGCUGUUCGUGUAGUAUUACUUUGUUUUUGUUUUUUUGUAGUUUUUUUUUGUAGUUGUUUGUCUUCAGAUGACGGCGCAGGUAGACUACCUGGUGGUGUUUUUCACCGCCACAUCUGGCGCGAGCAGAGAAUUGCUGGGAUCUGACGAAAAGGAGCUUGUUCAGUUGGUCUGGCAGCUGGUGGAUGUAAAGAACAAAACGUUGGGCCGGGUGAAUGAGCUCCUCAUUAAGCCUGCACUCUCAGACUUGACAGAAGAAAAAGCGGAGGAGGAUGUGGUGGAGGAAAGCCAGGAAAAGGAGGAUGGGUCUGCAAAUUGUGUAUCCACAGCAACUAGUCUUGACAGUGCUUUAAACUUGUUUAACUUACAACUGACGAACGAGGUGAACAGCUCGGGCGCAGGCACGUCAGUGUGUUUGUGUACGGACGGGCAGCUCCACAUCCGUCAAGUGAUUCACCCUGAGGCCGCCGGCAAGAACAUCCUGGUCCCGGACUGUUUCUACUCCUUCUUUGACCUUCGGAAGGAGUUUAAGAACCACUUCCCGACAUCUGACCUCAAGGCUUUGAACGUGCACGUCAUGGCAGAGUCUCUUAAUGUACCUGUUGACACACCCACCACGUGGGACCCCUCAGUGCCUCAGGACUCUCCGGCUGCGUUGCCCAGCGAAGUGGCUGUGCAGCAGCUCCGGCUCAUGGCCAGCAUUGUUCUCGCACUGCUCUCGGAGCCUUUUUGCCACACAUUUUCUAACCCGGAGAGAGUUAGCGAGAGGUUUGAGAGCGGCACUUGUAGUAAGAUGGAGAAAGUGCUCGACAACACGGUGAUCAGAGCCAGAGGGUUGCCGUGGCAGUCCUCUGACCAGGACAUUGCUAGAUUUUUCAGAGGCCUCAACAUUGCCAAAGGAGGCGCCGCACUGUGCCUUAAUGCUCAGGGGAGAAGAAAUGGAGAAGCACUUGUUCGUUUCGUCAGUGAAGAACACAGAGACUUGGCGCUGCAGAGACACAAACACCAUAUGGGAAACAGAUACAUUGAGGUCUAUAAAGCAACAGGAGAAGACUUCCUGAAGAUCGCUGGAGGUACUUCCAACGAGGCGGCCAUGUUUCUGUCCCGCGAGGACCAGAUCAUAGUGAGGAUGCGAGGUCUUCCUUUCACGGCCACACAUGAGCAGGUGCUGGCCUUUUUCUCGUCGGGGGAUGACCUAAACGGGAAGUGUCCGGUCAGCGGAGGGAAGGAUGGCAUCCUGUUCGUUCACUACCCAGAUGGACGUCCCACCGGGGACGCUUUUGUUUUGUUCGCCUCUGAGGAACAUGCUCAGUGCGCUCUGAGGAAACACAAGGAAAUCCUGGGGAAGCGAUAUAUAGAGCUGUUCAAAAGCACAGCAGCAGAGGUGCAACAGGUGUUGAACCGGUACUCAUCGGCCCCCCUAAUCCCUGUGGCCCCAGCCCCACUGGUUUCAGUGCUACCCACGAUGUCUCUCCUGCCCCCUCCUGGUAGUGUGAGGGACUGCCUAAGGCUGAGGGGGCUCCCAUACACAGCGAGCAUAGAGGACAUUCUCACCUUCCUGGGCGAGUUUACACACGAUAUCAGGCCGCAUGGUGUGCACAUGGUUCUCAACCAGCAGGGCCGGCCAUCAGGGGACUGCUUCAUCCAGAUGGGUUCAGCAGAGCGGGCGAUACAGGCCUCGCAGAGGCUUCACAAACAAGUCAUGACCAGCCAGCGAAACGCCAACAGCCGCUACGUGGAGGUCUUCCCCUGCAGCGCCGAGGAGAUGGGCCUGGUGCUGAUGGGAGGCUCGCUGUCGCACACGCACACACACACACACACCCGGAACAGGAGUGGGACAGGGCUCAGCCCUCCGCCAUGUAAGUCCAGACGUUUAACUCCACCUUCCUACUCCUUCACCCCUGUUCCACCUGUGCUGCCCGCUGAGGCUGCUGCUCUGUACCCACCCAUUGGGCAGAUGUUGCUGACCCCUCGCCCUCUGCCACCCGGACACGCUUACUACCCGGCUUCAGCUCAGAUAUACAUGAACUACACCGCCUACUACCCCAGCCCGCCAGGCUCACCUACGACUAUGGGCUUCUUCCCGGCCCCCUCCUCUCUCUCCCAGGGAGGGUUGGUACGAAUGCCAGGCCUGCCUUUUAGCGGCACAGGAGUUAAAGACCUCAUUAAUGCAGUGCAAGGAUAUCAGUACACCCCUGAGGAUGCACUCAUGCACACGCACGGGCCCAUGCACGGUCACGACCCAACCAGGACGUUGUUUACGCAGCCCAAAGAAUGGGGUCCAGCGGAGUCCGUCUCUCUCCUGAGCAGCAGUCUGAUGGGUCAGUCCAGUGGAGCAGAUGCUUCUCUCAUGUCCCUCCCUGCUCUCAUGGCCAAGCCAGGGGGUCAGUACUUGGAUAUGACCCUUCUGUAG
Molecule: messenger RNA, 2603 nt
Organism: Menidia menidia (Atlantic silverside)
Lineage: Eukaryota; Metazoa; Chordata; Actinopteri; Atheriniformes; Atherinopsidae
Source: the annotation of a GenBank genome assembly